Salvia miltiorrhiza (redroot sage) is the source of this 2324-nucleotide messenger RNA. RefSeq lists its product as uncharacterized. The record is from RefSeq and is a predicted model, not a curated record. Lineage: Eukaryota; Viridiplantae; Streptophyta; Magnoliopsida; Lamiales; Lamiaceae. Bases 73 to 2061 code for a protein of 662 amino acids. Gene Ontology annotation, molecular function: ATP hydrolysis activity; ATP binding; protein binding. The transcript has 7 exons.
UCCAUCUAUAUAACACAUAGCUCCUGUCUAAAAGAGUGCAUCAGAGAGAGUGUGAGUGAGAGAGAGAGAGAGAUGGCGGGGCGUCUCCCAUAUCAAGUGGAGAGACGCCACUUGUAUCCAGGCGAUCAUAUCUACACCCGCACAGCUCUUCGUGUGUACCAUGGUAUCUACAAGGGUGGAGACCAAGUGGUGCACUUCAUUAGCCGGGCUCCACAAAGAAGAAUGGGACGCUGCUCAGCUUGUGACUUGUUAGAUUAUAUUGAUCGUAACAGUGGAGUCGUCGUAUCGUGUCUCGAUUGCUUCCUUAACUCGGGAUUGUUAUUCCGUUAUGGGUACGGCGUUAGCGCGAUAACCUUUUUUUGGCGCAGUGCCUUUUUCAAUACUACAGCAGAAUCCGGUCCGGUGGAGGUGGUGAUGGAGAGGGCUGAGAAUCUUCUUAGAACCAAUGGAUUCGGGAAAUAUAGUUUUUUUACUAAUAACUGCGAAAAUUUUGCAAUUUACUGCAAAACCGGGCGCUCUUGGAAUAAGGGUCAAGCCUUCUUCGGCAGUGGAGGAAACACAAAUCCGAUGCCGGCGGCGACUUCGCCUACAAACAUUCAUGCAUGCGUCGAGUCUGGAGAUCUCACUGCCCUGCAGACGCUACUCGCUCAAAAUCCUUCUUCUCUCAACGAAAGGAGCAAUGUUUUGAUACAGACGCCAUCACAUAUUGCUGCUAGUCAGAACAAAGUUGAUAUAAUGAAAUAUUUGUUGGAGUGGAGUGGAUCAGUGAAUGUGGAGUUGGAAGCCAACAACGCCUAUGGUGAGACCCCUUUGCACGAGGCAGCUAAGAAUGGAUGCAACGACGCCGUUAGGAUGCUUCUUCAGCACGGUGCCAACGUCGAAGCCAGAACCAAUAAGUCGAAGACUCCGUUGCAUCUUGCCGUUCGCUACGCGCUGAGGUCCGGAGACAACUCGGUUGUCAAGACGUUGUCUGAAUACAAUGCUGAUUUCUCAGCACAAGAUGAUGAAGGCAGGACUCCAUUCAAUUAUCUUCCAUCAGGAGUCGCCGAAAACGAUGAACUGAUGCGCCUCUGCAAAAAUCUGGCCCCACAGAUGAACAUCUUCACUCAGCAGAGGAUCCAAGAGGAUGGUGGGAUGCAGGGGAAGAUGGAUGAAUUUGAGUUGGAGCUAUCCAAGAUAGUAGGACUACACGAGCUGAAGCGGCAGCUUCAAACAUGGGCCAAGGGCACGCUCUUGGACGAGAAGCGCCGUGCCAUGGGCGUAGACCUCGGCCCCAGGAAACUAUCACACAUGGCCUUCCUUGGAAAUCCCGGGACAGGUAGCAUGCCCAGCCCCUGCUUAUAUGUUUUAUUAGACUUACCAAUAUUACUAAUUCUUGCAGGCAAGACUACAGUUGCAAGAAUCCUAGGAAAAAUACUAUGUUCUGUUGGUGUUCUGUCUUCUGAUAAGGUAACGGAGGUGCAACGAACGGAUUUGGUCGCGCAAUAUAUCGGCCAAACUGGUCCAAAGACUAGGAUAAAGAUUGAAGAGGCAAUGGGUGGGAUUUUGUUUGUGGACGAAGCAUACCGUCUAGCGCCUCCAGACAACAUAAGAGACUUCGGCAAGGAAGCACUGGAAGAGAUCAUGUCAGUGUUGGAGGAUGGCCAUCUCCUUGUGAUCUUCGCGGGCUACACGGAGGACAUGAACCGUGUCUUCGCUUCCAACGAAGGCUUCCGUAGACGGGUAGCUCACUUCUUCAUGUUCGAUGACUUCAGCAGCAGGGAGCUCGCAGAGAUGCUGCUGGGAAAGAUGAGCAAGCAGGAUAAGAGGAGCCAGUUGUACGGGUUUAAGCUCGAUUCUUCCUGCAGUCUUGAUGCUGUUGAGUCGGUUAUACAGAGGAAGUCGAACCAGAAGCUUAGGAAUAAGAUGAAUGGAGGUUUGGUGGAUCAUUUGCUCAACAAAGCCAAAGAGAAUCUGGAUUCUAGGGUCAACUUUGAGACCAAAGAUGAUGAGUUGUUGACCAUCACGUUGAAUGAUUUGGAGGCCGGCCUCGAGAAGCUGGUGAAAAACCAACAAAUUUGAUUUUGAAUGCUACUAUAUACUCCCUCUGUCCGCCAAAAGUAGACUACUUUGGUUGGGCACGAGAUUUAAUAAAAUUGGUGAUGAUUUUGAUAUAGUGGAGAAAGAGUUCCACCACUUUAGGGGAUGUGUGGUUGAGAUUGAAUUUGGGGUGAGUUUUAUUGUAAAUAAAGAGUGUUUGUAAGAUAAAAGAUUAAAGUGGUGGGACCAUUUCCAUAAUUAUAACUAGUAUUACUCUCGUGCGAUGCACGGUCAUACCUAUUUAA